Xiphophorus couchianus (Monterrey platyfish) is the source of this 2542-nucleotide messenger RNA. RefSeq names its product protocadherin alpha-7-like. Gene Ontology annotation, molecular function: calcium ion binding. NCBI's taxonomy places the organism in Eukaryota, Metazoa, Chordata, Actinopteri, Cyprinodontiformes, Poeciliidae. The transcript is spliced from 2 exons. The coding region runs from base 164 to 2542 and encodes 792 amino acids. The record is from RefSeq and is a predicted model, not a curated record. Gene Ontology annotation, biological process: homophilic cell-cell adhesion. Gene Ontology annotation, cellular component: plasma membrane.
GCGAGCUUACUGAAGGAGAAAACGUUGCUGCGUUGUAGAAAAUUGAUAUGAUGUAAAGGCUUAUUACAUUAUAAUUAAAAAAAAUUGCGUACGUACAAUGUGCUUGGAGAACCUGUGAGAAGAGUUUUUUAAAAUUAUUAUUUCUUAACACCCCUGAACUGGAAUGAUGAGACAAGAAGGACAAAGCCGAGGAUUACAGGGUUGUUGGGUUGCCGUCAGCGUAUCUUUGAUGCUGGGCUGCUUUCCGAUGGUUUCAGCCCAGAUAAAAUAUUCAAUUCCAGAGGAAGUAAAAGUAGGAUCUGUCGUUGGAAACAUCGCAAAGGAUCUCGGGCUGGACGUCAACACCCUGGGAGAAAGACGAUUUCGCAUUGUUUCGGGAAUAAGAGACGGUCAGUUCGACGUCAACCAGAACAAUGGCGUAAUGUAUGUGCACCAGAAUAUAGACAGAGAAACUCUUUGUGAAAACAUUUCGCCUUGUUUGAUGAAUUUAAAAUUAGUAGCUGAGAAUCCCAUGGAAAUACAUUAUGUCGCAAUCGAGAUUUCGGACAUAAACGAUAAUGCGCCAACUUUUCAAGAGAAUGAAAAGAAAAUUGAAAUUGCUGAGUCUACUCAGGCAGGCAGACGUUUCCAGUUACCAACUGCUCGCGAUCCAGAUGUUGCUGUUAACACUAUACGUGUGUAUAAAUUAAGUCAAAAUGAACAUUUCAGUUUACAAAUUCGAGAGAGAGGAGAUGACAAAGUACCACAUUUAGUUUUGCAAAAACCUCUUGAUAGAGAAAAACAUAAUGAACACAAAUUGAUCCUGACAGCAUUAGACGGUGGGAAUCCUCCAAGAUCAGGAACUCUAAACGUCACAAUAACUGUCCUCGAUUCAAACGAUAAUCAUCCCGUCUUCACGCAAGAGGUAUACUCAGUAAUAUUACCAGAAAAUGUAAAACGGGAUACGAGGGUAAUUACUGUAAAUGCUACUGAUCUGGAUAUUGGUUUAAAUGCAGAAGUUGAAUAUUUUUUCGGUGGUGAACAUGACCCUCAAAUACAUGAAACGUUUAGCUUGGACAAAGUCAGUGGUGAAAUCAGAGUAAAAGGAGUAAUAGAUUUUGAAAAAUAUGAAGUUUAUAAAUUAGAAAUACAUGCAGAUGACAAAGGGACGCCUCCUUUGGGUGCGGAUUGUACCGUCCUCAUCAAAGUGCUGGACGAAAAUGAUAACAAACCUGAAAUUGAAGUCACAUCUCUUUCUAAGCAGGUUUCAGAGAGCUCCAGACCUGGCGCUGUAGUUUCUUUAAUCAGUGUCACAGACCAGGAUUCAGGUUUAAACGGUAAAGUCAUUUGUAACCUUUCUGACAACCUGCCGUUUGAUUUAAAACCAUCGUUUCAGGAUAACAUGUACUCUUUAGUUUUAAAACAACAUUUGGAUCGAGAGUCAGUUUCGCAUUAUGACAUCACCAUAACAGCUACUGACAGUGGUCAGCCUCCUCUAUCUACAUUUAAAACUCUGAGUAUUGACGUGUCAGAUACAAAUGAUAAUGCACCGCAAUUUCUAUAUAAUCCAAUUGAACUUUAUCUGACAGAAAACAACGUCCCGGGAAACCCAAUAUAUUCUGUGUCUGCUUCUGAUAACGAUCUGGACGAAAAUUCAGCUGUAAGUUAUCAUUUAGUUAGAGAAGAAGGAAGCCAAUCGAAAAUUAUUGCAUUUUUAAACGUCAACUCGGAAAACGGACAAGUAUCUGCGCUCAAAGGUUUCGACUUUGAAACUCUGAAAACUUUCCAGUUCCAAGUUGUCGCCACUGAUUCUGGGACUCCGUCACUCAGCAGCAACGUCACAGUGAACGUGUUCAUUCUGGAUCAGAACGACAACGCUCCAGUCAUCCUGUAUCCACACAGCUCCAAUGGUUCUGCUGAAGGUGUGGAGGAGAUUCCACGCAACGUGAACGCAGGACACUUGGUGACUAAAGUCAGAGCCUAUGACGCUGAUAUAGGAUAUAAUGGCUGGUUGCUGUUUUCACUGCAGGAAGUUACUGACCACAGUCUGUUUGGUUUGGACCGCUACACUGGACAGAUCAGAACACUUCGUUCAUUCACAGAGACAGACGAGGCUGAACAUAAACUGGUCAUAAUGGUCAAAGAUAAUGGCAACGUUUCACUAUCAGCAACAGCUACUGUGAUUGUUAAACUGGUGGAGCCAAAAGAAGCUUUUGCAGCUUCUGAUGUUAAAAGUGCAGCAACGGAGAAUGAAGAUGAUCAUGUGACUUUUUACCUGAUGAUCACUUUGGGAGCCGUUUCUGUUUUGUUUAUCAUCAGUAUCAUCGUCCUAAUUGCUAUGCAGUGCUCCAAAUCCACAGACUAUACUUCUAAAUAUCUCCAAGAGACUAAUUAUGAUGGGACACUUUGUCACAGCAUCCAGUACAGAUCUGGAGACAAACGCUACAUGUUAGUUGGACCCAGAAUGAGUAUUGGAUCUACUAUAGUGCCUGGAAGUCAUGCAAAUACACUAGUGCUACCUGACAGGAGGAGGGAAUCUGAAGAGGUAAGAAAAAAAAUAUAG